GGCUGUCACAUGGUGACAGAAGAACUGCACUCCAUAACCUUUGAAACCCAGAUCUGCCUCUAUGGCCUAACCAUUGAUUUGGAGACCAGCUCGUUACCUGUGGUGAUGAUUUCCAAUGUCAGUCAGUUACCUAAUGCUUGGGCGUCCAUCAUUUGGUACAACGUGUCAACCAAUGAUUCCCAGAACUUGGUUUUUUUCAAUAACCCUCCAUCUGCCACACUGAGCCAACUCCUGGAAGUGCUGAGCUGGCAGUUCUCAUCAUACGUUGGCCGCGGCCUUAAUUCGGACCAACUCAACAUGCUGGCAGAGAAGCUCACAGUCCAAUCUAGCUACAGUGAUGGUCACCUCACCUGGGCCAAGUUCUGCAAGGAACACUUACCUGGUAAACCAUUUACUUUUUGGACAUGGCUGGAAGCAAUAUUGGAUCUAAUUAAGAAACACAUUCUUCCACUUUGGAUUGAUGGGUAUGUCAUGGGCUUUGUGAGCAAAGAGAAGGAACGGCUCUUGCUGAAGGAUAAGAUGCCUGGAACCUUUUUAUUGAGAUUCAGUGAAAGUCAUCUCGGAGGAAUAACUUUCACCUGGGUGGACCAUUCUGAAAAUGGGGAAGUGAGAUUCCACUCUGUAGAGCCCUACAACAAAGGCCGGUUGUCCGCUCUGCCGUUCGCUGACAUCCUCCGAGACUACAAAGUUAUUAUGGCUGAAAACGUGCCUGAAAACCCUCUGAAGUACCUGUAUCCUGACAUUCCCAAAGACAAAGCCUUCGGUAAACACUACAGCUCCCAGCCAUGUGAAGUUUCAAGACCAACAGAAAGGGGAGAUAAAGGUUAUGUUCCUUCAGUUUUCAUCCCCAUCUCAACAAUCCGAAGUGAUUCAAUGGAGCCACACUCUCCUUCUGACCUUCUUCCCAUGUCUCCAAGUGUCUAUGCGGUGCUAAGAGAAAACCUGAGUCCCACAACGAUUGAAACUGCGAUGAAGUCUCCAUAUUCUGCUGAAUAAUAGGAUAAACUCUGACACCCCAAAGAAGGACGCAAAUGAAAACGUUUAAAGACUGUUCUUUGCCAAGGACCACAUCUUCUUUCUUCAGCUCUGUAAAUAUCGGUUUCUAGGAAAUGGAUGACAUCUGAGGCUUUCUCCUUCCUGCAUGGCACCCGCACAAGUGGGAGUGUUGUGACUGAAAUGCUAAAACCAAGUUUCAGAUAAAUUUACAAGAUAAGACAAACUAAGAAACCAGUGUUAAUAACAGUAUUAACAGA
This is a messenger RNA of Carlito syrichta (Philippine tarsier), 1253 nucleotides long. Its product is annotated as signal transducer and activator of transcription 4. Lineage: Eukaryota; Metazoa; Chordata; Mammalia; Primates; Tarsiidae. Gene Ontology annotation, molecular function: RNA polymerase II cis-regulatory region sequence-specific DNA binding; DNA-binding transcription factor activity, RNA polymerase II-specific. The record is from RefSeq and is a predicted model, not a curated record. The annotation marks the transcript as partial. The transcript is spliced from 10 exons. Gene Ontology annotation, biological process: defense response; cytokine-mediated signaling pathway; response to peptide hormone.